AUGGGACAGCCGCCCUCCCGGGUCUCCUGGCUGGCGGCUCACGUCCUCCCCCCUUUGGACCGGGGGGGGGUCAUCCCGGUCUGCAGCAGCACUAUCCAGCGCACCAACCUGGACCUAUUCAACCACCCUGGCGGGGAACAUCACCCGGGCGCCAGUCCACAAGAUGGCCGCCGCCAUGUGCGCGAGCUGCUAGAGCAAUUGAGCUGA
Messenger RNA from Pelobates cultripes (western spadefoot toad), 207 nucleotides. NCBI's taxonomy places the organism in Eukaryota, Metazoa, Chordata, Amphibia, Anura, Pelobatidae. The record is from the annotation of a GenBank genome assembly.